Coregonus clupeaformis (lake whitefish) is the source of this 2348-nucleotide messenger RNA. RefSeq names its product PDZ and LIM domain protein 7. Gene Ontology annotation, molecular function: actin binding; muscle alpha-actinin binding. The transcript is spliced from 11 exons. The coding region runs from base 187 to 1482 and encodes 431 amino acids. The record is from RefSeq and is a predicted model, not a curated record. Gene Ontology annotation, cellular component: stress fiber; filamentous actin; Z disc. NCBI's taxonomy places the organism in Eukaryota, Metazoa, Chordata, Actinopteri, Salmoniformes, Salmonidae. Gene Ontology annotation, biological process: muscle structure development; actin cytoskeleton organization; heart development.
UGCUGACGUUACAGUAGACCUCUACUAAAGAGGAAUGCACUGAAUGAAUGCUGAUUGCUGCUUAAGGAGGGAUCCACAGUGCCGCUGACGUCCAAGUCGAGGAAGUCCGAAGUUUAGUUUUCAGCUGGUUUACUUGUUUGAUUCACAUAUUUCUUUCAGAUCACGACUACCGUUGGCCGACUCACGAUGUCCGGCGAUCAUCCUAAUGACAAGGAGGCCAUGAGUAUAUACAGUAUAACCCUCAACGGCCCAGCACCAUGGGGCUUCAGACUUCAGGGGGGGAAGGACUUCAGCAUGCCCCUCACUGUGUCCAGGCUGACCCCCGGGGGUAAGGCCGUGCAGGCCGGUGUGGGCGUAGGAGAUUGGGUGGUGUCCAUUGGGGAGACCAACGCAGAAGACAUGACCCAUGUGGAGGCACAGAACAAGAUCAGAGCAGCAGAGCAGUCGCUCACCCUCACCCUCAGCAAAGCUUUCCAUGCGGGUGGCGAUCAGAAGGAUUCGCUCGCCCCCGCCUACGUUCAGCCCAAAUACUCCUUUGCCCCCAGCACCGCUAUCAACAAGAUGGCGCGGCCAUUCACGCCGGGCGGCGGUAACACGGUCAUUAAACCGGUGGCGUACGCCCCUAAAGUAAACACCCCGGCCUCAACGGCCCGCGCCAGCAUGCUACAGCCACACAACGGCGUCAAGGCCUCUGUGUCACCUGCCAAGGCCCAGACCCAGGCGGCGGACAAACCUGAUGCCUCUAGGACGCCAGCUCCAGUCAGCUCUGGUCCUAAGGUGCGUCCUCCGUGGGUGACCGACCCAGGUUUCGCUGACCGCUACGCCCCAGAUAAGACCAGUACGGUUCUGACCCAGCACAGACAGCCGGCACAGCCUACGCCCAUGCAGAACCGCUCCUCUAUCCUACAGGCAGCUCAGCAGGCACCCGAGGACAGUGGAAGGACCCCUCUCUGUGGAGCCUGCAACAAGAUCAUUAGGGGCCGGUACCUGGUGGCGCUGGGUCAGUCCUGGCACCCAGAAGAGUUCCGGUGUUCCCAGUGUAAAGUGGUGUUGGAUGAGGGAGGAUUCUUUGAGGAGCGGGGCUCAGUCUUCUGCGCCAAGUGUUAUGAUAACCGCUACGCUCCCAACUGUGCCAAAUGCAAAAAGGUCAUCAUAGGGGAGAUCAUGCAUGCUCUGAAGAUGACCUACCAUGUCCAGUGUUUCAUGUGCGCUGCCUGUAAGAGCCCCAUCCGGAACCAGGCCUUCUAUAUGGAGGAGGGAGAACCUUACUGUGAGAGAGAUUAUGAGAAGAUGUUUGGCACUAAGUGCCAUGGCUGUGACUUUAAGAUUGAUGCUGGGGACCGCUUCCUAGAGGCCUUGGGAUUCAGUUGGCACGACACCUGCUUCGUCUGCGCUCUGUGCCAGAUCAACCUCGAAGGGAAGACGUUCUACUCUAAGAAGGAUAAGCCUCUGUGUAAAGACCAUGCCUUUGCUCCCGUCUGAGAGAGAGAGAGAGAGGUGCUUCAGAGGGGACAGGAACCCACCCCGUUCUCUAGACCCUUCAGACCCCUGUACUCAGCAACACACGGCGCCAGAUACUCUCCACUCCACUGCAAACCAGACAGCGCCAGCGUCAGUGUUCAGAUCCUCACUAUCGCUCAAGAUGUACUUCAUCGCUCAACUUCUAUCCCUCAACUUUUCAAAUGCGUCCUGUGCUGGCUCUCUCUACCGCGUUCAGCCAUACUCACUUGUCUCUUAGUCUAAGAUCUAAAGGAAUAUGAUGUCAACCUUUCAAACAAACUGCCAGUUUUCUCUACUGUUGUUAAUCAUAGCAGGUUAUUUAAUGGUAUAACGAAGUGAGUGUUAUUUUCAAACGGAGUCAUUUCAAGCCUUAGCUCAACUAUAUUUCUAUCUCAUUUAUUACCAGUGGACCACUGAAUAUAUACGUAAUUCUCACUCUGAUUGUGACGCUAACCACUGUUGUUGACAAGUCAUUCUUUUACUCCAGUGUGUCAAGUCAGUUCAACUGUGUUUGGGCCAAUGCCUGUUAGUCCAGUAAAAUAUCACGCCCCCUUCUAAUCUCAACCUCGUUCAUUUCACUUUUAACUCUUUAACUGUCUUCAAAGUUGAACGAACCAUUUAGCGUGUCAUCUUCUAAAAUGUUGCAGCAACUAUCACUCCACUAUCGACCUCAUUUAAAGUCCCCUCCUAGUCUCUGGUCCGUUCGACGCCCCUCUAUACUCCAGUACCUGAGAUAAUGUAAAGGGGUACCCUUACUGCAGUACUUAAAGUAAUAGGAACUCAGUGAUGUGGAACUACACUGAACAAAAAUAUAAACGCAACAUGCAACAAUUUCAAUGAUUUUACUG